Scomber scombrus (Atlantic mackerel) is the source of this 1595-nucleotide messenger RNA. RefSeq lists its product as uncharacterized. Lineage: Eukaryota; Metazoa; Chordata; Actinopteri; Scombriformes; Scombridae. Gene Ontology annotation, molecular function: microtubule binding; ATP binding; microtubule motor activity. Gene Ontology annotation, biological process: microtubule-based movement. The record is from RefSeq and is a predicted model, not a curated record.
AUGACACGAAGGUUAAAAGCUCUCCUGGAGAGGGACCGGGUGAUUGAGGAUCUGAGGCAGAAGCUCCAGACCAAAGAAAAGGAAGUGGACGGUCUCUUCCAGAAGAACAGCUACCUGACGAGGGAGGUCCGCUACCUGAACGAGGUCGUCCAGCACCUGAACCAGAAGCUGGCUGAGCUGGAGGCCGACAAGCAGGAAGCACGAGAGAAGAUCCGAUCCCUCCUGAGUCGCCGAGCCCCUGCUGUCCCGCCUGCCAAAACCAUCAUCAAACCCACCGUGGAUCCCGACCAACUCUGCCAGGUGAGCCGACUGACCCGUGAGCUGAACGUCUCCAACAAGCAGCUUCGAUCGACGGUUCGCCAGGCGCUGACCGACAUGCAGAACCAGCUGGAGCAGCUGAAGGGCAGCGUGGGGAAAGUGGCCCAGGUGGAGCAGGAGGCGGCUGGGGAAGUGGAGGAGCUGCGAUCCCUCUACAGGAAGGAAGCGGUGGAGAGGAAGAGUCUGUAUAACAAGCUGCUGGAGCUGCAGGGGAACAUCCGCGUGUUCUGCCGCUGCAGGAAGAGUUCAGCAUCCAACUCCUGCCUGGAGAACACCAACGACCAGGAUGUGGUGGUCGUCCAGAAGGGAAACAAGAAGAAGUUCCAGUUUGACAAGGUCUACCCUCCCAGUAGCACACAGGAGGAAGUGUUCACGGGAACUCUUCCGGUCAUUACUUCCUGUGUGGACGGAUAUAACGUCUGUAUUCUGGCCUACGGACAAACUGGCUCCGGGAAGACGUACACCAUGAUGGGCCCCAAGGAGAACCCCGGAGUCAACAUCAGGUCUAUACGAGAACUCCUCCGUAUUUGUGCAGAAAAAGAGAAGGUGUCCUACACUCUGAAGAUUUCCAUGUUGGAGAUUUAUAACGACAGUCUGAACGACCUGUUGGCUAAAAGCUCCGGCGCCACGCUGGACAUCCGAGCAGGGAAGUCGGUAUCCGUCCCGGGACUGACCCAGAUCCAAGUCCAGACCGAGGCCGACAUCCUCAGCGUCAUGGAAACGGGUGAAAAGAACAGAAAGAUCGCCUCGACCAAGAUGAACAUCCAGAGUUCCCGCUCUCACCUGGUGGUGGCGCUGGAGGUGGAGGGUUCGGACAGGGUGUCGGGGCUGAUGUCCAGAGGUACGCUGACCCUGUGUGACCUCGCUGGAUCUGAGAGGAUCUCUAAAACCGAGGCGGAGGGUCAGAGGCUGGUGGAGGCGGCCGCCAUCAACAAGUCACUGACGGCGCUCGGACAGGUGUUCAGUGCUCUGAAGUGUAACGCUCUUCACAUCCCGUUCAGAAACUCUAAACUCAGCCUCCUCCUGCAGCCCUGCCUCAGCGGAGAUGCAAAGUGCUGCGUGUUUGUGAACGUGAGUCCGGAUGCAAAGGACGCAGCGGAAACUCUGAGCACGCUGCAGUUCGGCUCCACCAUACGACAGGUUUCACUCGGCAAAGCCACGCAGAACAUCGUACCCAAUAAAAACAAGACCAGUCAAGUCAAGUAGACGACAAGCUGAAGAUCCAGAUAUUAUAUUUAUUUAACAAAAAAUAUUAGAGGAUGUUUGUUUGUUUAACC